AUGAUUCCGAUUGAAGAGAAGUCAUUACUGGAAACCGGCUCAUCUCUGGCUGCUCAGCCUGACCCGGCCCAUGGCCCUAACGCUAUUCAAAUACUAAUAUCUCCAAAGGAUCACAAGCUAAAAACAAGCGGGCAAGCCCCCCACAUAAAUUUAAUCAAUCCGGCUGCCAGACUCGUCCUCAGCCAAACUUUCCUCUUCACACUACAGAAGAAAUGCAGGACCAUUGACUCACCUACACACAGAACAAAAAACACAAACAGGUACUCACCCCAACUCCAGAUACUCAGGGCUAUGCUGUGUUGUCCGCUGGACAAGGUCACUGAAACACAAACAAACGCCGCAAACCAACACACAACCAACAACACAACAAUAACCAAGAACCACAACCCCACAACUCAACAACACAACACCCAAGGACCAAAACCCCACAACUCAACAGCACAACAAACAACAAGGACUACGACCUCAACUCACACAACUAACAAACAAGGCCUACAACCACAACAACAACCAACGACUACAGCCACAACACCAACAACACCAAGAAACCACAAUAGCUCACCAACAACCCCUCCACAACACCAAACCAAUAACUCCACAAGCCCACACCCAACUUCUCACAACAACACCAAGAAACCACAUCAGCUCACCAAUAACAACAACAACCCUCAACCACAACAACAGCCCUCAACUACAACAACUCACAACUCGAACAGAAACUCUCAAGCUCAACAACCUCCCAACACAAGCACAAGAACCUUCAAACACACACCACAAACAACUCGACUAACUCCAUGA
This is a messenger RNA of Macrobrachium nipponense, 798 nucleotides long. RefSeq names its product mucin-2-like. The coding region runs from base 1 to 798 and encodes 265 amino acids. Lineage: Eukaryota; Metazoa; Arthropoda; Malacostraca; Decapoda; Palaemonidae. The transcript is spliced from 2 exons. The record is from RefSeq and is a predicted model, not a curated record.